Molecule: messenger RNA, 816 nt
Organism: Chaetomium globosum CBS 148.51
Lineage: Eukaryota; Fungi; Ascomycota; Sordariomycetes; Sordariales; Chaetomiaceae
Exons: 1
Coding region: 1-816 (271 amino acids)
Biological process (GO): tRNA wobble base 5-methoxycarbonylmethyl-2-thiouridinylation
Cellular component (GO): nucleus; cytoplasm; elongator holoenzyme complex
Molecular function (GO): acyltransferase activity, transferring groups other than amino-acyl groups
Source: RefSeq, a predicted model, not a curated record
AUGCCCGAUCUUCCCAACGUCGGCAUGGAGCGCGACCUGGAUCAGUUCAAAGAGUACUUCGAGUCCCCCGCCUUCCGCACGGACGGCCUCAAGAUCUACCCGACGCUAGUGAUCCGCGGUACGGGGCUCUACGAGCUCUGGCGCACAGGCCGGUACCAGAACUACACGCCCAACGGGCUCAUCGACCUGGUGGCGCGCAUCCUCGCGCUCGUGCCGCCCUGGACGCGCAUCUACCGAGUCCAGCGCGACAUCCCCAUGCCUCUCGUCUCGUCGGGCGUGGAGAACGGCAACCUGCGAGAGCUGGCGCUGGCGCGCAUGAUGGACUUCGGCACGACCUGCCGCGACGUGCGCACGCGCGAGGUCGGCGUCAACGAGGUGAAACACAAGAUCCGCCCCAACCAGAUCGAGCUCGUCCGCAGGGACUACACGGCCAACGGCGGCUGGGAGACCUUCCUCGCCUACGAGGACCCCAAGCAGGAUAUCCUGGUUGCGCUGCUGCGGCUGCGCAAGUGCAGCGAGAAGUACACGUUCCGGGAGGAACUGGUCGGGCAGCCGACCAGCCUGGUGCGGGAGCUGCACGUCUAUGGCAUGGCGGUGCCCGUGCAUGCGCGCGACCCGCGGAAGUUCCAGCACCAGGGCUUUGGGACGUUGUUGAUGGAGGAGGCGGAGCGGAUCGCGCGGGAGGAGCAUGGGAGUGAGAAGAUUAGUGUUAUCUCGGGGGUGGGCGUCCGGAGCUAUUAUGCCAAGUUGGGGUACUGGUUGGAUGGUCCUUAUAUGAGUAAGUGGCUCAAUGGGAGGCCGGGGCCAGAGGAAUAG